Colletotrichum godetiae is the source of this 2027-nucleotide messenger RNA. RefSeq lists its product as uncharacterized. The coding region runs from base 501 to 1871 and encodes 456 amino acids. NCBI's taxonomy places the organism in Eukaryota, Fungi, Ascomycota, Sordariomycetes, Glomerellales, Glomerellaceae. The record is from RefSeq and is a predicted model, not a curated record. The transcript is spliced from 2 exons.
CCAGAAUGGGAAUGCAGGGUGAAAAGGGGAUAAGCUGUCUUUGUUCCGCUGCGUAGCUGCCAAGCGGCUGUAUACAUCGCAUGUAUCUCGUUGUAGGUUGACGGCAUCAGGUAUCAAACUGUUGGAGACAAAUAACAAUGGCAUCGAUAAUAAUGGCCGGGUAUCUUUUGUCCCUCGUUUUCCUUUGAGUACUCACAAAGAUGGCGACCAAAACCAUGGAACAAUCAGCGGACCGUUUAGGUUGCAGGGCAUCCUCGUAUGACAAGGCAGUUGAGCAAGCAGUGUGAUAGUCAUAAAGCCGAGCUCGCGCUUCGAAAGACGCGGCCGCGAUGUACAGAGAAACAUGACCAUAAACAGGAAGUUAGCAACGACGUUUCCUAAACAGGCCAUAACCAUUUGGUAGCUUCCUACCAUCUAGAGUUUCAUCGACCGAGCCUCGUCCACCCAUCGAACCUUUCGAGCGAUACAAAACGUUUAGGUCGAUAUUCAGAUCACCACAGAUGGCACCACAGCACCCGGCUUCACAUAAUUGGACUUGUGGCGAUGCUUGCAGUUCAAAGGCACAGUGGGACCGGAAGCACAAGAGAGCAGUUUCAUCAGCAACCAGAGCAUUCGCCUCCAAAGACCUCAAAGAAUUGGAAGGAUUCAGCCCCGAGCGACUCUUCCUUCAAUGGGGCCUUCCACGUUCUUCACUCACAGACGACUUUUUUACACAUCACUAUGCGGCCAUCAUAUCAAACAUCAAUCUCCACGCCAAGCAGAUUUUCAAAGUUGGCGAUAUCCCACCCGAGGGGCCCGUAUGGUCCGUAGUUACUGGCGACAAGAGCUUGGAACUGGAACGUACCAUUGAGAAAGUUGCUCGGCCAGAUCCCCGGGAUCAUAGCCCUUGGGACGACUUGAUCGCCUGUAAUUACAAACGGAUACUCGUCAUGAGAGCCUUCUUUUUGAAGCUUUUUGAGGAUCAGAUAUUUUCACUUCAGCUAUUCGGCGCAGACAACCAGCAGCGGCUUUCACUACUCCAUCAAGAUCAGCAGUUCAUCAAGCAUGAAGGGUUCAAGCGAUCAGAAUUGAGAGCAAGAACAGUGGAAAUGCUAAUAGAAGAGAAUCAUGGCUUGCCACCUCUCUUUUGGAAGCAAGUGGACCAUUAUGCCAUGAAGACCUUCUUGCUCAUCAGGCCAGUCCUGACCUGGGUGAGAAUGACCUGGCCCGAGAAGCCCGAGAAUGGCCCGAAUCCAUCUAUUCGGUCAAUCUUUCAGAUGAUUCAUCAUGAUGUGGCCUACGCGGCUUGGCUCUCUGUCAAUAUUCGUCUGUCUCUCAAGGUUCUUGAGUUCGAAUGGCGCCAGCCUGGCGAACACUACGUACCGGGCCAAUUUGAGAUCCCCGAUCCAGGAGUAGCGCCGAUAUCGUCACCCACCUUACAGAGCCCAACGUCUGAUGGGUUCGUCACUACUUCAUAUUCAUCCAGACUAGUGAUGUCGCAACUACCGACAUCGAGGGUAAUGGUAUCCUUCGUCCCUCUGGUUCAGAGAAUCUCGCUCCUCGAGGGUGCCAAUGGAGAAGAGCCCAUUGGUAGCCAGAGAACGAGGUUGUUGGAGUCUCGAACGGCCUAUUACACCCUCUUUGGCCGCACGGAUGAGAUUGAACGACGAGCCCCCGGUUCGCUUGCCGACCACGCAUGUGAGAUGAGGCGACCUAAACCAACAUUUGUCUCUAAGGUCUCUGAGUUCUUCCGUCCAUUUCUCUGGCAGCUUUUUGUAUUGACUCUGAUUUAUCAACUCCUAAAAUACACGUACCUACUGCGGGAGGAGGACAGCAGGCAAGGCAAUGAGGGCGGGAUGGGUUCAGCACAAGAUCCGUUGUCUGAUCAUUGAGGAGGUUGCUGUUACUAGGUACUAGGUAGCUUUUGACCAGGUCCGAGGCGGUGGUUUUCCGGCGUUGGCGGCGUGGCAUGAACGCCAGAAUCACGCCGACUUUCACUUGAAUCGGUAGUGGAGAGAGUAAUGGAAUUUAAGAUACCAAAUGUCACU